Didymella exigua CBS 183.55 is the source of this 1494-nucleotide messenger RNA. RefSeq lists its product as uncharacterized. The coding region runs from base 1 to 1494 and encodes 497 amino acids. The transcript has 4 exons. The record is from RefSeq and is a predicted model, not a curated record. Gene Ontology annotation, biological process: phosphatidylethanolamine biosynthetic process. Gene Ontology annotation, molecular function: ethanolamine-phosphate cytidylyltransferase activity. Gene Ontology annotation, cellular component: cytoplasm. Lineage: Eukaryota; Fungi; Ascomycota; Dothideomycetes; Pleosporales; Didymellaceae.
AUGUCGAAUCUGCAGCGCCGCCAGAGCGCAAAGGGCGAGUUCGUCCCCACCGAGGGCCAGUGGCCCGUCGACCCGCAGCACGACGUGGCCGUGUCGCAGGACCGCGUCUGGGUCGACGGCUGCUUCGACUUUGCCCACCACGGCCACGCCGGCGCCAUGCUGCAGGCCCGCCAGCUGGGCUCCGAGCUGCUCGUCGGCGUGCACUCGGACGAGGCCAUUCUCGAGAACAAGGGCCCGACGGUCAUGCGCCUGGCGGAGCGCGUCAUGGCCGUCGAGGCCUGCCGCUGGGCCACCAAGGCCGUCCCCCACGCGCCCUACGUCACGUCGCUGCCGUGGAUCUCGCACUACGGCUGCCACUUUGUCGUGCACGGCGACGACAUCACCUCCGACAGCGACGGCCGCGACUGCUACCGCUACGUCAAGGCCGCCGGCCGCUUCAAGGUCGUCAAGCGCACCCCGGGCAUCUCCACCACCGACCUCGUCGGCCGCAUGCUGCUGUGCACCAAGUCGCACUUUAUACAGUCGCUGGAGAAGCGCCUUGCGGGCGCCGAGGGCCCGGGCGGGGAGCUGGAACGGCAGAAGGAGGGCGAGGCCAUGCUGCAGCGCAUCAGGGACUACGCCACCGACGAGACUGGCAGGGCCCCUGGCUGCGACGUGUGGUACUGGCACGCCUCGCGGCCAGCCAAGCUGCGGCGCACCACCACCACCACCACCAACGCUCCGAACGCCCCAAACGCCGCCAGCGAGCCGCGUCCAGGCGUCGCCCGCUCGCAGACGGCCGCCAGCUCGGCCGGGCCCGUCAAGGAGGAAAAGGGCAAGUUUCACCAGCUCGUGCAGGGCAGGGGCGUCAGGCCGGGCCAGGUCGUCGUCUACGUCGACGGCGGCUGGGACCUGUUCUCCUCGGGCCACGUCGAGUUUCUGCGCAAGGUGACCGAGGCCGAGGAGACGGCCGCCCGCGCCCGCGGCUGGUACACGGACGAGGCGACGGCCGACCGCGUGUCCGCGACAGGCUCCGACUACGGGCCCGUCUUCCUGCUCGCCGGCAUCCACGACGACGAGGUCAUCAACCACUGGAAGGGCAUCAACUACCCAAUCAUGAACAUCCUCGAGCGCGGCCUGUGCGUGCUGCAGUGCAAGUACAUCCACGCCGUCGUCUUCGGCGCCCCCUUCUCCCUCUCCAACGCCUUCCUGCUGACCCUCCCCUACGGCACCCCCGCCGCCGUCUACCACGGCAUCACCAAGUUCAUGCCGCUGACGUACGACCCGUACGCCGCCGCCAGGGCCCUCAACCUCUACCGCGAAGUCGCCAACCACGAGUACCAGAACGUCAACGCCGCCGAGAUUGUUGCCCGCAUCAUGAAGAGCAGGGCCCUGUACGAGGAGCGCCAGCGCAAAAAGGGCGAAAAGGGCGCCGGCGAGGAGGCCGAGAAGAUCAGGCAGGACUUGGAGCGCGAGCAGAGGCGGAGAGAGGUCGAGGGCCAGUUUGGCAUCUAG